AUGGCAGCUGCCCAAGGAGGGAAGAGGAGACAGCCUCUGAGGAGACAGAAGGCCCAGCAAGAUGAACCACGGGCCGCCCCCAAGCAGGGGAAGCGCCAGCCCCAGGCAGGGCAUCAGAUGAGGCAGACGCCAGUGGUGAAGCAGCUGAAGAGCUGCCUGGGGAAGAAGGGCCUGGUGAAGAACGGUGUCCCCGCCCGCUACGCCUCUAAGAUGCUGCAGCAAAUGAGGAAGGUGCGCAUGUCGGCCAAGGCCAAGGGGCUGAUGAAAUCCUUCAUGGCUGAUCUCUACAGCCGGGUAUCCACCGAGGCCGAGCACCUGAGGAAGCAGAAACGGCUCCCUGCCUUGGGCUCCUCAGAGGUGCGAGCUGCCCUGCAGCAGGUGAUGCCAAGGGAAGUGGCCAAGCACUCAGCCACCCCCGUCUGCAACGAGUCCGCAUAG
Molecule: messenger RNA, 438 nt
Organism: Gopherus flavomarginatus (Mexican gopher tortoise)
Lineage: Eukaryota; Metazoa; Chordata; Testudines; Testudinidae
Exons: 1
Coding region: 1-438 (145 amino acids)
Cellular component (GO): nucleosome
Molecular function (GO): structural constituent of chromatin; protein heterodimerization activity; DNA binding
Source: RefSeq, a predicted model, not a curated record